Messenger RNA from Trifolium pratense (red clover), 1181 nucleotides. RefSeq names its product esterase-like. Gene Ontology annotation, molecular function: hydrolase activity, acting on ester bonds. The record is from RefSeq and is a predicted model, not a curated record. NCBI's taxonomy places the organism in Eukaryota, Viridiplantae, Streptophyta, Magnoliopsida, Fabales, Fabaceae. The transcript has 5 exons. The coding region runs from base 13 to 1155 and encodes 380 amino acids.
ACGUGCUUCAUCAUGAAAUUCAUGGCACUAAUUGAAUUUUUUAUUGCUCUUAUUUUAUGUACUACUUCCACAAUUUCUGCCACGGUGGAUUGCGAUUUUCCUGCCAUUUUCAGCUUUGGUGCUUCCAACGCUGAUACCGGUGGGUUGGCUGCUGCCUUUCAAGCACCGCCAUUGCCAUAUGGAGAAACUUUUUUCAAUAGAUCAACCGGAAGAUACUCUGAUGGCAGAAUCAUUCUUGAUUUCAUAGCACAAAACUUUGGACUUCCCUAUCUCAGUGCAUAUCUUAAUUCUCUCGGGUCCAACUUCACAAAUGGUGCAAACUUUGCAACAUUUGGGUCAACAAUUAGAAUCCCUACUAGUAUUAUACCUCAAGGUAGACUCAGUCCAUUUUCCUUUCGAAUUCAAUAUAUUCAAUUCAGAGAUUUCAUACCCAAAACAAAAUUCACCAGGGAUCAAGGAGGUAUAUUUGCAACAUUGGUUCCUAAAGAAGAUUAUUUUUCUAAAGCCUUAUACACAUUUGAUAUUGGUCAAAACGAUCUUACGGCUGGCUUCUUUAGUAAUGCGACUAUACAACAAGUCAAUUCUACUAUACCCGAUAUAAUAAACAGUUUCAUAGAUAAUAUCAAGAACAUAUACAAUUUAGGGGCUGUAUCGUUUUGGAUACAUAAUACAGGACCAAUUGGAUGUCUUCCAUUAAUUUUGGCUAAUUUUCCAUCCUCCAUAAAGGAUAGUUAUGGUUGCGCAACACAAUAUAAUGAAGUAUCUCAAUAUUUUAAUUUAAAGUUGAAGGAAGCUUUAACUCAACUUCGUAAUGACCUUCCUCUUGCUGCAAUCACAUAUGUAGAUAUUUACUCUCCUAAAUACUCUCUUUUUCAAAAUCCAGAAAAAUACGGGUUUGAGCUUCCACUUGUGGCAUGUUGUGGCUAUGGAGGAGAGUACAAUUAUAACAUUCGUGUUGGAUGUGGAGAAACCAUAAAUAUAAAUGGCACACAAAGUGUUGUGAGUUCGUGUAAAAAUCCAUCUACGAGAGUGAUAUGGGAUGGGAUUCAUUAUACUGAGGCAGCUAACAAGUUUGUCUUUGAUCAAAUCUCUACUGGAUGUUUUACGGAUCCUCCCAUUUCCUUAAAUAUGGCAUGUAAAAGAAAGUUCACUUGAAGUUAAUGAGCUUUGUAUUUCAAGAA